Messenger RNA from Cooperia oncophora, 726 nucleotides. The record is from the annotation of a GenBank genome assembly. Lineage: Eukaryota; Metazoa; Nematoda; Chromadorea; Rhabditida; Trichostrongylidae.
AUGACAAAUCAAGGAGCAGACACUGUGAUUAUCCAAAAAGAAGAUGGCACAACCGAGACGCAUUUGAUGUUGCGCUCAGAAGACGAUAGCACGCAUACGACGGUGGACCUUGGCCCUGCGAAAGAAAUCCAGCACUCUGAUGACUUUCCCAAACCAGCACAAGCUAGCCCCAUUCAAAAGGAAAAGAAAAAGCUUCAGUUCCAUAUGGCAAGCAAGAUCCAAAUCAUCCCAGACAAUCGACAAGGCCAACUCAACACUGGAUUCCUGGCUACAAUUCCUGGUGUCCUCAAGAUCGCCGAAAUCUUUCUGGCCUUUGUCGCCUUCGUACUGGCCAUAUGUGCUGACAGACGAUCAACAACCGCUGCAUGGACGGAACAUAUCACUUUCGAGACCAUGAUCGUCGUUGCUGCUUUACUUGCCGGCUACGUUUGCUUCCCACACCUUACCAUUCGCGAAGAACCCACACGGGAAGGACUGAUUGUCUUGGAACUGAUUUUUUAUGGAAUCAACACACUCUUCUAUUUCAUUUCCAUUUGGUUAAUGGUUCACUUGUCGGCUAGCUGGGGUACCGACGGAAGAGGAGCGGCCAUCAUGACUGCGAUCAUUUGCGUGGCGCUGACAAUCAUCUUUGCCAUUGAAACUUUCCUGAAGUUGAAAGCAUGGCGAGGAGAGAACGAACCAAGCAGCAAAGUGAUAACCACCGGACCACAACCUGCUCAAGGCUGA